AUGCUUGGACGGCCAUACAAGUUUGUUGCUGUCAUAAUGCUUGGACAGCCAUACAAGCUUGUUGCUGUCAGCAUGCUUGGACAGCCAUACAAGCUUGUUGCUGUCACAGUGCUUGGACAGCCAUACAAGCUUGUUGCUGUCACAGUGCUUGGACAGCCAUACAAGCUUGUUGCUGUCUCAGUGCUUGGACAGCCAUACAAGCUUGUUGCUGUCUCAGUGCUUGGACAGCCAUACAAGCUUGUUGCUGUCACAGUGCUUGGACAGCCAUACAAGUUAGUUGCUGUCAUAGUGCUUGGACAGCCAUGCAAGCUUGUUGCUGUCUCAGUGCUUGGACAGCCAUACAAGCUUGUUGCUGUCACAGUGCUUGAACAGCCAUACAAGCUUGUUGCUGUCUCAGUGCUUGGACAGCCAUACAAGCUUGUUGCUGUCUCAGUGCUUGGACAGCCAUACAAGCUUGUUGUUGUCACAGUGCUUGGACAGCCAUACAAGCUUGUUGCUGUCUCAGUGCUUGGACAGCCAUACAAGCUUGUUGUUGUCACAGUGCUUGGACAGCCAUACAAGCUUGUUGCUGUCACAGUGCUUGGACAGCCAUACAGGCUUGUUGCUGUCAGCAUGCUUGGACGGCCAUACAAGCUUGUUUCUGUCACAGUGCUUGGACAGCCAUACAAGCUUGUUGCUGUCACAGUGCUUGGACAGCCAUACAAGCUUGUUGUUGUCACAGUGCUUGGGCAGCCAUACAAGCUUGUUGCUGUCUCAGUGCUUGGACAGCCAUACAAGUUAGUUGCUGUCAUAGUGCUUGGACAGCCAUACAAGCUUGUUGCUGUCACAGUGCUUGGACAGCCAUACAAGCUUGUUGCUGUCUCAGUGCUUGGACAGCCAUACAAGCUUGUUGUUGUCACAGUGCUUGGACAGCCAUACAAGCUUGUUGCUGUCACAGUGCUUGGACAGCCAUACAAGCUUGUUGCUGUCAGCAUGCUUGGACGGCCAUACAAGCUUGUUAUCACAAUCUAGAGCCCUGGCCAUUUUGUCUAUAGUUUGUGUGUUAGUGUUACAUGUUUUGUUUGCAGGUAUUCACCGUUCAUAUUAAUGUUAAUUAUGCAGGUGGAAGUCCAGUAGCAGUAUCUCAUAAUCAGUACACUUUUUAUACGAUUUAUGCUUUUUAUAUAAAAAUAAUGUAACUUUUUGUAACAUUGACAGGGUACUUAACAUUAUCAGACAGCAGAGAGUUGGCCUGUCCUGAAGCUUGUAUCCAUACAUCCUACAGGGGUCAUGGUCAUACUCUCAAAGCUGUUCCCUCCUCAUGUCAUAAGAGAAAUAGUACAAUAAUGGUGUAUGUAAGAUAUUCAUUCAAUUACUUUGGAGUCACACAAUAACCUUCAGUUUAUUGAUGUAUGUUUGCAUUGUUGAUAUUCCACGCACGUGACUGUGGCCAUGUUAUCCCAGGCUUUGUCCGCCACUAGCCAGACUGAGAUUAGACAUGUAUUCAAGUUAGGAAAGACAAAUAUGUGCUGUUAUAGGUUGUUCUGUUAUAAUGGUUAACACUGCCACGCAGCCAGUGAUGUGGCUGUAGGUUGAGAGAACUGCCACGUACGCUGAAAGGAGGAGGGCGUGACAGGCAAGGACUGGUCAUGUGAUCUACAUCGAGGGGAGAGCUACAGGUACACUAGUCCAUAUGAUUGUGAAUAAAGUCAAUGCUGUUGCAACUA
Messenger RNA from Haliotis rubra (blacklip abalone), 1706 nucleotides. Its product is annotated as protein SON-like. The coding region runs from base 1 to 1011 and encodes 336 amino acids. NCBI's taxonomy places the organism in Eukaryota, Metazoa, Mollusca, Gastropoda, Lepetellida, Haliotidae. The record is from RefSeq and is a predicted model, not a curated record. The transcript has 2 exons.